ACCAACUAUGAACAACCGGCCGAAGUGUACUUUAUUAAUCCUUCUAGUGGUCACCGCAGCAGUAAUUGUCUCUGCCAGCAUUGAUGUUAUGUUCGAAAAAAUCGAACAAGUUAAUGGUACGCACAUUUAUGAUCUCAGUAAAAUCAGAGUGCGCAAGUUUAACCGGACAAUUUGGGUGCUGGAUGGUACCAUGGAUUUGCUAGUCGAUGGAGACGACCGAUAUGAGAUAUCUGUCAUCGCAGCCUACAGUUCUUUAGGCAACAACCAGUUCAACCAGUAUCCGAUGAAGAUUGCCCCACAUAGAUUGUGCCAAUUCUUCAGUACGACCUGGAGGGAAUAUUAUUCGUACUUUAAGGAUUGCACUAACUUCCCGGAAAUCGGAGCAUGUCCUGUAACCGCAAAGCAGUACUACGCGAAAAAUCUUAUACUGGAUUCCAACAUUUUUCCACCCUAUCUGCCUCGAGGACUGUGGCGAUCAAGUGUGAUUAUGAAAAUGGUCGGCAAUGAGGACAUCGUAGCUCGCACGGAUGUUUAUUUCAAAGUUGAACCUAAGGGAGUGUUCUGAUGUGUUUACUUGUACUGCUAUAGAAGUUGAAAAUGAAUAUUUUAAAACAAUUUCUACUGGGAAAAGCAUA
This is a messenger RNA of Wyeomyia smithii (pitcher-plant mosquito), 635 nucleotides long. RefSeq lists its product as uncharacterized. The record is from RefSeq and is a predicted model, not a curated record. The transcript has 2 exons. NCBI's taxonomy places the organism in Eukaryota, Metazoa, Arthropoda, Insecta, Diptera, Culicidae. The coding region runs from base 8 to 565 and encodes 185 amino acids.